This is a messenger RNA of Gigantopelta aegis, 1563 nucleotides long. Its product is annotated as protein MAK16 homolog. The coding region runs from base 124 to 1026 and encodes 300 amino acids. The record is from RefSeq and is a predicted model, not a curated record. Lineage: Eukaryota; Metazoa; Mollusca; Gastropoda; Neomphalida; Peltospiridae. The transcript is spliced from 9 exons. Gene Ontology annotation, biological process: maturation of LSU-rRNA; maturation of 5.8S rRNA. Gene Ontology annotation, cellular component: nucleolus; preribosome, large subunit precursor.
GUGAAUUAUAUAGCCAUAUGACCAUGAAUGUAGUCUUGUUUUCCAACGUGAGCGAAAACGUGUUUUUGUUUUGAUAUGGUUAGAAAACGACACAGACAUUCGUUGAUACUGUAAAAACCAGCUAUGCAGCAUGAUGAUGUUAUCUGGAGUAUCAUCAAUGGUACCUUUUGCUCAUUUAAAGUGAGAACAAAAUCACAGAAGUUCUGUCGGAAUGAAUACAGCUUGACGGGGCUGUGUAACCGAUCGUCGUGUCCACUGGCCAACAGUCAGUAUGCCACUGUGCGUGAGGAGAAGGGUGUGUGCUAUCUGUACAUGAAGACCGUGGAGAGGGCGGCCUUUCCAAGCCGGUUAUGGGAAAAAGUUAAACUGUCAAGGAGUUAUGAAAAAGCUUUGCAACAAAUCAAUGACAACCUUAUUUAUUGGCCAAAGUUUAUAAAGCACAAAUGUAAACAGAGGUUUACAAAGAUAACUCAGUACUUGAUCAGAAUUCGAAGAUUAACGUUAAAAAGACAAAAGAAAUUAGUGCCAUUAAGUCGGAAGAUUGAAAGACGAGAGAAACGAAGAGAAGAAAAAGCUUUGGUUGCAGCACAACUAGACACAGCUAUUGAAAAAGAAUUACUUGAAAGGCUCAAGAAAGGAACGUAUGGGGACAUCUACAACUUCCCGACUCAUGCGUUUGACAAGGUGAUCGAGGGGGAGGAAGUGGAUGUGGAAAGCGAGUCUGAGAGAGAGGAUGAGAAAGAGGGGGAAGAAGAAUCGGAGGAUGUGUUGGAGAAAGAGAUGGAAGAAGAAGAUGACGACGAAGAGGUUGGUGAAGUGGAAUAUGUGGCAGCUGAAGAUUUUGAAGAAAGCGACGUGUCCGAUUUGGAGGACAUGGAUGAAGAAGAUUCUUCUGAUGUAGAAUCGUCUUCAGAGGAUGAGAAAUCGAAAAAAUUAUUACAAAAGAGAAAGAGAUCCCAUGUUGAAAUUGAAUACGAGCAAGAGACAAAUAGACCCUCCACUUCAAAAGUGAAAGCAGUUUCAUGAUGAUACCCAAAAACAAUACAUGUUUAAAAACAAAACAAAAAACUGAACAUCCUUGCCUCAUUCAGAUGAGUACCAGCAAGUACCGGUACCAAAAAAACAUCAGGAAAAACAGAAAUGAUCUGAACAGAAAAUAAAAAACAUUUGUAUUUUAACUUUUAUAAUUAGUUCAAGCCGAAAUGACAUUUCAUACAGUAUUCAAGUAGAAUACUGAAGUACAGAAUAUAAACAUACAAUUAUGAAUGUAAGAAAUGUAUUUUUUUCUUCUUUUUUUUUUUACAUUUAUGUGUGUAAAUAUUAUAGAAUUAAGAUACAUUGCCACUUUUAGUUUAAUGAAUAAUUUCCUAAUCCUUCAGUUUUAAAACAGUCUGAAUAUGUAUUAAAGCAACUAUUAAAACUUAAAAGUGGAAAUUUCGAAAGUACUAGUCAUAGGAACUUGAAUUGGACAAGCUGAUUAGGAAACAUACUGAAAUAUCAUUGGAUUGUGACCAAAUUACAUGGGAAAAAAAAAAAUGAUAUAAAAAAAUGUAAAUUUUAAAA